Messenger RNA from Pangasianodon hypophthalmus (striped catfish), 6026 nucleotides. RefSeq names its product myogenesis regulating glycosidase (putative) (gene myorg). The transcript has 3 exons. Gene Ontology annotation, biological process: carbohydrate metabolic process; skeletal muscle fiber development. Lineage: Eukaryota; Metazoa; Chordata; Actinopteri; Siluriformes; Pangasiidae. Bases 468 to 2525 code for a protein of 685 amino acids. Gene Ontology annotation, molecular function: hydrolase activity, hydrolyzing O-glycosyl compounds. The record is from RefSeq and is a predicted model, not a curated record.
UUUUGUUUUUUUCCCUCCCUGAGCAGCGGUUGGACGUUUAGGAAGUGAACUUAGGAAGUUCACAGCGCGCGUGUCGGUAGGUAGUUUUAAUGAAAAUAAUACUUUUGACAUGUGUGAUGUAAUAAUAAUAUAAUCUGUAGGCAGAGUGUAGCUCCACGUCCUGACUCCAGCUGGACAUUCACCUCGUGCGGGACUCUGCGUGGUUUCCUGCGUGGUCUUGCGUUGAGUAACGGUCCUGGAGGAAGAUUUGUAAAAGGAUAAUGACAGAAGCAAAGAAGAAUACUGAGCAAAGAAAACAUUGCUCAAGAUUACAUGCCUUGAGCGAUCUCUAACCACUCUGGGAACUUUAAAUGUAAUGUGACACAAACAUGUUACAAAUGAAAGUGCUGUCCUAGUUGUUUAGUGUCCAAGAGAAUUUAUAGCCACCAGUAGACCUUCACACUUGUGAAGAAAAAAGAAGAAACACAAUGUACCAAGUUGUACCUGGAGGAGCUGGGGGCACUAUCACGGAAGGGGUGCCCCUUAAAAAAAUAAAUAAGGAGAGUCGUCCACUAGUAGGUGCUGGAGUUCUGGGUCUGGUCCUGGUUAUUGCUGCUGUAACAGCGUGGUGUUACUAUAUCGCCUCCCUCCGCAAAGCUGAUCUCUUAAAGACAGAGUUAUUGGACCUUAAUAAGGAUGGCUUCCUCAUCCGCAACCAAGCUGGGGGGAUUGUGUUCAAGAUGGCUUUCAGAUCUGGAACCCUUGAUUUGGACUCAUGUUCUAAGGAGGAUGUGAUUCUGCGGUGCUCACGCUCCUAUGCUGGCAAAGUGAAUUUCUUCAUAAUGACUGUGAAGCCCAAGGAGACUGUAAUGUGCUACCGUGUGCGGUGGGAGGAGCUGGAGUCGGACAGACCUGUAAUGCACUCCAUGUCUUACAAUGGCUCUCACUGGUACGGUGGUUCCGAAUCUGCUAUCCAGCACUGGCCCAUUGCCAUCUCGGGUCAGCAAGCGCCAAAGCCCUUUGUCACCAGUGACGUUUAUUCAAACCGCAAUGACUUUGGUGGUAUUUUGGAACGCUACUGGCUCUCGUCCAAUGCCACGGCCAUCAAGAUCAAUGAUUCAGUGCCCUUUCACUUGGGCUGGAAUGACACCGAGAAGUCAUUGUACUUUGAGGCACGAUAUCAGGACAGUCCUUAUAAGCCCCUUCCUGGGAUGCCACCAUAUGCUGAGCUUAGCUACCGUGUGUGCGUGGGCCCUGAUGUGACCUCCAUCCACAAGGUCAUGGUCCGCAGGUACUUCCCCAAGCCCAACAAGGUACCCUUAGAAGCAAUGUUCCGAUAUCCUAUAUGGUCCACCUGGGCUUUACACAAAACUGACAUUAACCAGGAGAGACUUUUAACCUAUGCAGAAAACAUACGAAAACAUGGCUUUAACUGUAGUCAAAUUGAAUUGGAUGACCGGUAUACCAGCCGGUAUGGUGAGUUUGAAUUUGAUCCUGAAAAGUUUCCCAACGCGUCUGGCAUGUUCCAAAAGUUAAAGGCUGAUGGCUUUCUGUUGUCAUUAUGGACACAUCCCUUUGUGAACUAUGAAUCAUCCAACUUUGGCCUGUGCGUCCAGAAAGGUCUUUUCGUGAUGGAGCCCACUGGGCAACUUCCUGCUUUGGUGCGGUGGUGGAAUGGCAUUGGUGGCAUUCUGGACUUUACUAACCCAGAUGCUCGCAACUGGUUCACCUCCCAUCUGCGAGCAUUGCGUUCUAAAUACGGUGUGUCAUCCUUCAAGUUGGAUGCUGGUGAAACAAACUUCCUGCCCUGGCGCUUCCGGACACAGGUCCAUCUUCCGGAUCCUAGCACAUUCACGCGCCGGUACACAGAGAUGGCCCUGCCAUUCAACGAACGAGCAGAGCUGCGUUCAGGCUAUGGCUCACAGAACAUCUCCUGCUUCUUCCGCCUCAUUGAUCGUGAUUCAGUUUGGGGCUACGAGCUUGGUCUCAAGUCCAUCAUCCCAACUGUCCUCACCAUCAGCAUCCUCGGCUACCAAUUUAUCCUGCCUGACAUGAUUGGAGGCAAUGCAUACGCCAACCGAACGUAUGGGAAUGGUAAACUCCCUGACCGUGAGCUUUACAUACGUUGGCUGGAGCUUUCUGCCUUCAUGCCGGCCAUGCAGUUCUCCAUCCCACCAUGGGAGUAUGACGAUGAGGUGGUAGCCAUCGCCCGGCGCUUCACAGCACUCCAUGAGACAUUGGUGGCCCCCAGAGUUCUGGAGCUGGCAGGGGAGGUGCUAAAUACCGGUGACCCCAUCAUCCGUCCUUUGUGGUGGAUAGCCACUGGUGAUGAAACUGCCUACAGAGUGGACUCACAGUUUCUCAUAGGAGAUGACCUGAUGGUGGCACCAGUGCUGGAACCUGGCAAGCAGGAACGGGAUAUCUACCUCCCGGCUGGCCACUGGAGGAGCUACAAGGGCGAGCGCUAUGAUAAUAAAGAACCUAUGCAUCUCACAGAUUACGCUGUGGAUCUCGAUGAGAUUGCAUAUUUUCUUUGGGUUCAGUGAUGCUAUUACAAUUGUUACUUUUUUUUUCAGGGGAUGAGCAUUAUAUGCUUGACAUAAUUGCAUAUUAAGGGCUGUUUUGUGUUUAAUUUAAAACAACUAAAGCUUGAUGCAUUAAGACAACACACUUUUGGUAUAGAAGCAAACAUUUACUGUGCAGUUUUAGCCAAUAAUAUAAUAAUUUGUGUUCCGUUUUGCCUGUGCAGUUACAGAAGUUAGAUUUGCACACAAUGCUCAUACCCACUCAUGUUUUCAACUGCUUUAUCCUGGUCAGGGUUUGCAGUUCAUUGAGAGCCUUUCCCAGGUAUACUGGGGAAUACACCCUGAACAGGUUGGCAGUCACACAGUGCACACACAUUCGCAUACUCAUUCAGGGGCAAUUUAGCAUAUCUAGUAAACCUAAUGGCAUGUAUUUGGGAGGUGGGAGGAUGCCAGAGAUCCCAGAGGGAACCUAUGGGGAGAACAUGCAAAACUCUGCACAGUCAAAAACCUGAGCUCAGGAUCGAACCGCUGCACCAUUAUGUCCCCCCAUACCUACUCAUGUGCCUAUUUGAAUGUACAUAUAACACGCCAGGUUCGCAAGCUUCAAGACUAAACCAAAUGCUAGCUAAAGCACACUUUGAAUGGUAUACCUGGGAUGCACCAUUAUGACAGGUUGGUGGCAAUAAUUAACACUUGUCUGCAAUGAAUACUUGCCAACUAUUGAAUAAGCUCAGAUUGUUUUGUAUAUUUGAGUACAUGUAAGUCUAAAGUUAGUACAGUAACUUAGUAAUAGUAAUAGUAAUAGCUUUAAUGAAAGGGAAUGCAUUGAUUUACUGUGAAAAUAAAUGUGUCCUUAUCUUAAGGCACUGUUAAAGUGAUACAUACCACAAGCAUGUACUCCUCCAGAUCGUAUGGUAUUUAAUGCAUAUUUAUAUGUGCUCGAAAUUUUGGUCAAAGCUAAGUUAUUGCAGAUAUAAGCAUGUCCGCAAGGUUAUGCCAAUUUAAGAAGCAGUUAUAGAAUUCGUGGUGUCUUAUAAGCACACACUUUUGAACAUGGGAGAAAAUAUGUAUUUUUGUUAUAAAGCUGUAUACUAUUUCUAGCUCUAUUUUCAGAAUGCAUCCUAAACAUUACUAGUGUAGCACAUGUUUAUUCGGUAUAGGUUCAAUAUCGUACCAUAGCUUUAAGCAUUAAUUAUCUUUCUUAAUAAUAUUUUCCAGCAUUGAGACUAGGGAUGCAUCGUUUUUUUUGUUGUUUUGUUUUGUUUCGGGUUUUUUUGGGAAUGUUUGUUCGCACUUGUCAGGGAUGAUUAGUCAUGUGACAUUUUAUUUAGCUCUGUUUAUGUUUCUUUGGUUUAAAUAUUGGUGAUGAAAAGUGCACAAGUGUGUGUGUUCAUGCAUGUAGGCUACUAAGCUCUUUCGUUAUAAAGGUAGCUAGUUAAUUUUAGCUAGCUACAUUAGUUAUUGGAUUGGGUAGAGUCAUUUCAGAAAAGCGCUUCUCUACAGUUGUAAGUAAAGUACGUCUUUUUGUUGUUGUUGUUGUUGUUUUGUUUUCAUUGCGUCGAAAUCCCUCAUUGUCAAUAACCAGUAUCACCAAGAACAACAUCCUGGGUAAGAGCUGUUGUUUUUUUUUGUUUUUUUUUUCACUCACCUAGCGUUCUCACCUAGCUAGCAUUUUCUAGAGUGUUGGUUGCUGCUAGCAAUGAACUCCUCAAGUUUUAUUUCUUGUUUAUGCUGUCAUUUGUGUUGUCUGUUCAUUUUAUAACACAGCAACGUACACUAAGCUUACGUUACAUAAUUUCACGUGAAAUAGAAAAUGAGCACAAUAUCGAACCAGGAUGCAUCCCUGAUUGAGAAAUAGAAUAAGCUGCCAUGACAUUGCCAAAUAUUUAACACAAUCCAGUCUUAUUUCUCCUGCCAUAUUUAUAUUUCAUAUUCAUGUUGUACAUGAAGGUUGUAUGCAGUGUUAAAUGGUUGUAGUUUUUGUAGGGUUUUUCUGUUCUAUAAGCUUUUUGCAGUCACUUAGUCUUGCUUACUCAGUUAAUCUUCAUCAGAUUGUAUUUUGCUGUGCAGUAAUAUCUUCUUUCUUGUUGUUGUUGUUUUUUCAUGUGCUCUUCCAACACGCACUGCCUGUCCUCUGCUAACUUCACAGCUUAUUUUUUAGCAUUUCUCACACAACUGCAAACCCACCUUCUUUUUAAAUUAAAUACACUUGAAUAAAUAUUCCUGAAGACUGCUGUAGGGUUGCUUCUGUGAGCCACUAUAUAAGGGAUGAGUUCUCCGUGUUUACAUACAGUGUAAGACUAAGCGAUAUGCGCCAAAAUAUGUGUUCAUGUGUGUGUGUGUGUGUGUGUGUGUGUGUGUGUGAGUGGACUUGGAGUCUCUGUAUAUUAAAACAGGAUUAUAUUGGGUGCAUGGUAUCAUUUCAGUGUAGUGCAGCUUAAUUUCACUUUGGGAAAAUCCAUUUUCCUUGCACCAAUAUGUGUUGAUAAAUUAUGAUAUGAUAUGUACAGGACAUAGUGCUUCACAUUUGCAGUUUCUCACUAGAUACAUGCAUGGUAGAUAAACAGAGAUUAUGCUGAUCAUGCAGGUUUUAGAAAUGGAUCCAGGUUUCUGAGUUGCAAAACAAAGAAGCAGCGAAGCUCCAGCGAAGCAAACACACUGUUUACACACUCUGUAUCGUGCUUAUCUUGUUCACAUUGACAUGACACCUUGCCCCUAUUAAGUUCCCGGAACAUUGAUUGUAAAAUGCUGAUGCUCAGGAAAGUUAGCAGAGAAAAACCAGUCUUGCUCUCUCCCUCUCUCUCUCUAUCUCUUGCAUGCACGCGCUCCCUGUCUCGAUAAUUAUAAAAACACCACAGUUAGGGCUGAUGCUUAUUUGAAAAACAUAUUAGAAAUUUUAGUGGCUGGAAAUCUAACUGCAGUGUAACUUACAUGUGCCGAUUUCUGCAACAGCUCGACUGCAGUGUAUCUCUCAGCUUGAGAAAGUGUUUCUCACCACUGGGAGGCAGUGUGUACCUUUUCUUGAUUAUCCAGGCCAGAAGAAGUUCUCCUGCUUGCUUGUUUAUCUUUAUCGCUAUUCCUGACACCUGUAUUUACAUUAAUAUAGAAUGAUAAGCUCUUUUUAUUAAGCUGGUAACAGUUUUGACCUCUUCAAAAUGCAGUAUAAGGUUGCUUUUAAUCAAAUCUGAGCCACCCUUGCUAUAGGCACGUGCCAAUGAUUAUUACUUUUUUUUUUUUUUUUCAUUUUUGUAGCUAGAAUGGUGCAUGCACUGCUACCUAAAGCAAAAAACAAAAAAAAACCCAACUCCUGCACACAGAGUGAACAUAUUUCGAAGUGUGAGAGUUGAAUAUUGUUGUAUACCACGUGCCCCUCGUUGUCUCUAUGAUGAUUUCAUGUUUUAACGGUUCAGAAGGAUUGAAGAACCAGUGUUUCAUGCGGUUCAGUUUCCCAGCACUGACUUCUGUUCCGUUUAACCACUAUGUGUCUGCUUGGUGGACAAUAAAGGACAUGAUUAUUGAGAA